Molecule: messenger RNA, 2829 nt
Organism: Closterium sp. NIES-65
Lineage: Eukaryota; Viridiplantae; Streptophyta; Zygnematophyceae; Desmidiales; Closteriaceae
Source: the annotation of a GenBank genome assembly
AUGGCGGCAGCGGUCGCAGAUCUGACGGUGACGGCGGAGAAUGUGGGCGCGUCGGGCGAGUCGAAGGUGCUUCAGGCCAUUCGGUAUUCCCGAGGGAAGCUCGAGCUGCUGGACCAGCGGAAGCUUCCUCACGAGUCGAUCUACCUCGACAUCCCAACCACCGAAGCUGCCUGGCACGCCAUCAAGGACAUGGUGGUGAGGGGAGCGCCGGCGAUCGCCAUCGCAGCAGCGCUGGCGCUGGCAGUGGAGGUGCACCAGCACAGCGUGUUCGAAUCCGCGGACGCCGCCGUGAAGCACAUCACGGACCGCCUCGACUAUCUCGUGUCCAGUCGCCCCACGGCAGUGAACCUAUCAGACGCAGCAGAGAAGCUAAAGAAGGUGGCGGAGGAUGCAGCCAAGGAGGAACCCACGCCCGAGGCGGUAGUGCUGGCGACGGUGCUGGCAGCUGAGGCGAUGCUGAGUGAUGACGUGGCGGCCAACAAGCGCAUCGGGGCAUUUGGCGCACAGGCCAUGGUGGAGGCGCUGAGGCAGAAGGGCGUUGAGGGGAAGAACCUGAGGGUACUCACCCACUGCAACACCGGCAGCCUGGCCACAGCCGCCUAUGGUACCGCUCUGGGUGUCAUCCGCUCUCUGCACGCGCAAGGCCUGCUGGAGACAGCCGUGUGCACAGAGACGCGCCCGUACAACCAGGGCUCGCGGCUGACAGCAUUUGAGCUGACUCACGACGGCAUCCCCGCGCUGCUCAUUGCUGACUCCGCCGCUGCCUCGCUCAAGGCUGCUGGCCGCAUUGAUGCUGUUGUCGUGGGCGCCGAUCGCAUCGCUGCCAAUGGUGACACUGCCAACAAGAUCGGCACGUACUCACUGGCGCUCUCAGCCUUCCACCACAAGAUGCCCUUCUUCGUGGCAGCGCCGCUGACGUCCAUCGAUGCGGCGAUCAAGACAGGCGAGGAGAUCGUGGUGGAGGAGAGGCACGCCGCUGAGCUCACCCACUCGCUGGGAGGCGCUGGGCCUCAGACAGGGGAGGAGGAGAUGGUGGAGGAGAGGCACGCUGCUGAGCUCACUCACUCGCUGGGAGGGGCAGGGCCUCAGCUGAAUCUACUCACUGUUGGUUUGUCUGCGCUCUUUCCAUGUGCUGCUGUGCCAUGUGCUGCUGUGCCAUGUGCUGCUGUGCUAUGUGGUGAUGUGCCAUGUGGUGAUGUGCCAUGUGGUGAUGUGCCAUGUGGUGAUGUGCCAUGUGGUGAUGUGCCAUGUGGUGAUGUGCCAUGUGGUGAUGUGCCAUGUGGUGAUGUGCCAUGUGGUGCUGUGCCAUGUGGUGAUGUGCCAUGUGCUGCUGUGCCAUGUGGUGAUGUGCCAUGUGGUGAUGUGCCAUGUGCUGCUGUGCCAUGUGGUGAUGGCGUCAUCUGGAAGAAGGAGGGCGCAUCAGUCUUCGACAUCCGCGGCUUCCUCCACUCCCUCGGCGCCCCCGUCCCCUCCUCGCCCAUGUACCCACCGCCCGCCAACAACCCGCACCCCAAGGAGGACGACGCGCAGCCGCACGACCCCCACAAGGACCGCAUCCGCAAAGACGCACUGGAAGCCUCUCGCUUCACGCCCGUCAGCGAGCACACCGUGCCUGCCUUCCUCCAGGACCACCCGGACCUCGCCGCCAGGCUCGGCGGCGGCCCGGACCAGUGGUCCGUGCGGGAGGUGGGCGACGGAAACAUCAACUUCGUGUAUAUCGUAGAAGGGCCGGGAGGGGCCUUAGUGGUGAAGCAGGCUCUCCCAUACGUGCGAGUGGUGGGUGAAUCCUGGCCCAUGACUCUGGAUAGGAUUUACUAUGAGGCGCUCGCGCUGCGGCAGCAGUUUGCGUGGGUGCCUGAGCUGGUGCCCGAGGUGUAUUUCUUUAGUCACCCGAUGGCGCUGCUUGUGAUGCGGUAUGUGGCGCCGCCGGCGAUCGUGCUGAGGAAGGGGCUGGUGCAGGGGCGCGUGUACCCGCUGCUGGCGGAGCACAUGUCGUCGUUCCUCGCCAGCACGCUGUUCCUCUCCUCGCUCAUUGCCAUCAACACCGAGGUCUACCGCGACAAAGUGCGCGAGUUCUGUGGCAACGUGGAGAUGUGUCGGCUGACGGAGCAGGUGAUCUUCACGGAGCCCUACGUGCUGGCCACCAACAACCGCUGGACCACUCCCCAACUGGAUGACGACGCUGCUGCUCUGAGGGAGGACGUGGAGCUCAAGCUCUCCAUCACAGAGCUCAAGAGCAAGUUCUGUGAGCGAGCACAGGCGCUGCUGCAUGCGGAUCUGCACACAGGCUCAGUCAUGGUCACGGAGGAAUCAACGGUCGUGAUCGACCCGGAAUUUGCGUUCUACGGUCCGAUGGGCUUUGACAUCGGGGCCUUCCUGGCCAACCUGCUGCUGGCCUAUUUCAGUCAGGACGGCCAUGCCACGGCUGAUGACUCUCGUGCUGCCACCAAGAAGUGGAUCCUGCAGUGCUUCACGGAGACGUGGCAGAAGUUUGAGGCCAAGUUCCUGGCGCUGUGGAAUGACAAGGCGCUGGCCAAGGGAGACGCGUACCCGCAGGCGCUGUACCAUGACAACGCCGCGCUGCUCUCCGCCGCCCAGACCGCCUUCCUGCGCGAGGUCUUCCUUGACUCGCUGGGAUUCGCCGGUGCCAAGAUGGUCAGGCGCAUUGUUGGCAUUGCGCAUGUGGAGGAUCUGGAGUCCAUUGCAGACCCUGAUGUGAGGGCAGCUUGCGAGCGCAGGGCUCUCAAUUUCGGCAAGCACCUCAUCAAGGAAAGGCAGAAGUAUAAUAGCAUUGCGGAGGUGGCUGCAGCUGUGGAGGCAAUAGUAUAG